Cyprinodon tularosa is the source of this 3222-nucleotide messenger RNA. RefSeq lists its product as uncharacterized. Gene Ontology annotation, biological process: cellular response to BMP stimulus. NCBI's taxonomy places the organism in Eukaryota, Metazoa, Chordata, Actinopteri, Cyprinodontiformes, Cyprinodontidae. The record is from RefSeq and is a predicted model, not a curated record. The transcript has 2 exons. The coding region runs from base 51 to 587 and encodes 178 amino acids.
CUAGCUCCUCCCAUUCCCUCUGUGGUUUAAAUAUAUUCCCUGGCACUACUAUGUGCAGAGUGUACAAUGUGCUGUCGAAGAGCCAGCAGCCUGCGCAGAGCGAUAUCGCCAGAGAGGAAAGGAGAGAGGAAGGAGCGUGCUGGUGCUUAAGAUCAGCCCUUUUGAUUCGGUCGGAUCGGCUUGCACCCACAGCUAGGAUGGGCUGUACAACGGGACAAUUUGCUUGCCAACCACAGCCCCAAAUAAACUCUGCCCAGGAGAGCCUGUCUCUGGAGGCUGGUGGUGCUAAAGUCCCUGAAGUUCUCUCUUCCCUGGAGCGUCUGUCUCAAGCUACAGGAGGCAUGGAGAAGUCAUGGUACCGCUGCAUCUUUCCCUUCGGCAUCAUCUCAUUGGUCAUAGGGAUUGCAGGCACAGGGGUAACCUACACCUACAAUGACCUUCCACAGACUAAAGUUGUAUCUGUAGUUUUACUUGUCAUGGGCAUUGUGCUGCUGAUGAUGGCAACAGCAUGCUGGACUCUCCACAAAAAGAAGAGAAGGAAAAAGAAGGAGGGAGAGUCUCUGGCAUCCGAGCAGUGUCCCUUGUGAAGCACAUAGAGGAAAGCAAUUAGUAGAACCUAAUACAGAGUUAGACCAAGGGUUUGACUGUGUUCAAGGUCUGGCCAAAAAAGCCCUCACAUUAUCUUCAACAAGUACCAAAUGCCCUCCAAUAUUUAUCACAGAUUUAGAGAUAGCUUGGGUCAAGAAAUCGUAGCCAAAGAAGAGUAGUUCUGGUCUAGAGAAGGUUUUGGGAUCACGAUUCUUUAAAUACUUUUUGGUCAUCGGGUGUCUUGUGUCAAAACAAGCACUACAGAAACACACAACAACAUAAUGCAUUUCGCCACCACUUGCAUAUUUACAAGCAUGAGAGACCCUCUUGAGUUUGAGGACAUCCAACACGAAAUCCAGGACUGCUGCUGGAGUCACUGCUGCCGUCAUAUGGAACGUCAGUCACAGGAUUCCUCUCGCAGGGACAGGUGAUUCUUCAAGAGGCUAGAAGUGGGCCAAAGACUGGAACCUAAUACUCAGCCAAAAGAGCAGCGCGCCAUCGUCACCCGCCAACGUCAUUCACUCGUCUUGUGACACUGCAGCAAUGUGCGAGGGUCUUUUUAUAUGCAACGAGAGUGGAACUUGAGUCUGGCAGGAUGUUUGUUGGCAUGUGUGCCAAUGAUGAGCCGGAGAAGGCAGAGGAACCCGCUGGGCUCAGAUCAAUGUUUGGAUGAGAGAUUUCUUUAGAAAUCGGACAAGGAAAUAAAGCUUUGCACAUUAUGUCUAUCUCCGGCAAAGAAGGUAUACUUUAAAUAGCCUUUUGUUGCUUUUUGGGGGGCAUUGACCUUUUAACUGUUUGCCUUUCUUUAAAUGUGUGGGUACACCCAGCCUUAUGUCUAUGAGAGGUGCUUAUUGAAGGACACUUGCUGGAGGGGGACAUGCCACUGCAGGGGCACUUUGACUUAUUCUGCUCCUCCACUGCCCCUCCCGCUUGGUGCCUUUAGCAAAUUCUCAUGGAAAAAAGCUCUCUCACAUUCCCCCAUUUCCAUCUAAACUUAUGAAAAAGAAAUCUGUUUCUAAUUUUUCUCGAUAAGGUCUCUUUUAUAGUUGGAAGGAAGAACCUUUGUCAGAGUAGAGCACAAAGCUGCUGCUAAUGUUUAGGCUCUGAUAAUUUCUGGGGUUUCCUUUUACCACGCAUUUUCUCUCAGUCUGCUUGUAAUUAAUAGCAUUCAGUGAAUGCAUGGAAUCCCCAAGGCUAUUUUAUUUGUGUCUUAAACGCUCCCUGUGACAAAAUGUAACGUGAAUGAGAAAAGAAAGGUGAAAUGAAAGGAGGAAUGCUUGCAAUGUAAACAGAACGAAUUGGAUACACGCUGCUCGUCUCCACGUGAAUGACUCACCUUACCCUGCAGGAUCUCUAAGGACCUUUAUUGAUUAAAGAUGCAUUGAUCCUCAGUGAUGCUUGCUGGAGAAGACGUGUCUAUACAUGGAGGUGGAGCAGUUAGCUUACAGAGCCACAGGCCUUCUCAAGCUUCAGCCUACCGAUUGCAAACAGGCUUUUGCCUGCCUUCCAUGAUGCUCAUUUACUGUUAAUCUAGCUUAGCAUACUAACCUGACCACGAUUGGACUGAAUAAUAGUUGUGGUCAAGCUUAAGAUCUUGGAAGUGUUUGCUUUUUUAGAUUUAUGGGGGAACAUGGUGGCAUGCCUGCAGCUAGAUUAGAUUCAGUCACCCUGAAAAGAAAGUAAUUAUUUAACAGGCUAUAUGCUGCAUCACUGGUGGUUUUAGUGACAGUUUCAGCUGAACUAGAGCAGCUCCUCUCUGAAUCUAUUCUAAUGCCUUAUGCAAAAUUUAAUAAAUUCAAACCAGUUUCUUACUCUUGUUUUUUUCAUUACAUAUGUCAGUUUAUUUUUGUGCAGAGCAACGGGUUCCUUUGAACACAGAGGCAAAGCAGAAGACCUAAAAUUACAUUACAUUAGAUUGGAUGAUGGCAUAACAAGCCCACUGCCUUCGCAGCCUGUGUGUGAACUACCCUCACAUCUAUUCACUUAGGGGAGGCCCUUUGAAAAAAAAUGGGAUUUUGUGCCUCUAUUGUUUUCUAUACAUAACAACACAUUGUUUGUAAUGAGCUGAACAGAAAAAUGAUCAAAAAGAACCUCUCACUUUAUAUUAAACUUUAUUUUUGCUAAAGCUUGUCACUCAGAGGAGCAGAAAGAAAGUAAGAUCAGUAUUCGUCUUGGGAGGAUGUAGUGCUUGCAAAAAUAGAGAAAAAUGAGGUAGACAGUAUUAUAUUCCUGCCUUGGCUUGUAUAUCAGUGCAUUUUUCACAUUACAGUACACACUGACUAUAUUAUGUUUGUAUAGGAAUGCUUAAAUUUAAUUUUUAAGCUAUUAUGUGCCAGUAUAAGUUGAUGGGUAGUGACCAGAUAUAUUUUUUGUCUGAGACAGUUAAUGAUUUAUUCUCUGCCUUCUGAAUUUUUAAAGGGAAAGUCUACCUCUCUCUGCUGCAGGGACUUACGUCCUUCUCUUUGUAGACAGCUAAGCUGUCAGUUUGUCACGUCACUAAAUGUAUUGCUUAUUGUGCCCUCUAAUAUUUGGUGCUGUAUAUAGAUUUGUUUUUUUGUAUUAUGUAUUUCUACCUAUGUGUUCAUUUUUACUCUUUCUGUUCGUAUUGCAUUAAAUAAAUGUCAAUGUUUCUUG